AUGCCCUGCACCAAACAAACUUGUAAGAAGUCGACUGGUGGCAUGGCGCCAUGCGUCACCCUCAACCUACCUGGCGCUACUUCGAGGUUAGCAGUGGGGACUAGGGAGACUUAUGAGGAGGAGAGAUUGGUACACAAUAAUUUCUGUCUUGUUUGUCAUGACAGAUCUGUCAACAACGAGUGCUUGUUCAUAUCCCGCCAAGUCACAAAGAUGCUAUCUCUGGAGACAGCAUCAAAUUUGUUUGCAUAUCCUGCCAUAUUGGAACUGAAGACCAUGGCUGCUGCCCCCAAAAGUCUUACUUUGGAUUUUACUGUGACGGGAAGCCCAUUUUCAACACUUUCCUCCAGAUCUGUGGGACGCUCGAAUUUUCUCACCAAGCACAGCGAUCCCUUUGUAGGGUACAAGGGCACAAAGAAAAUAUAUGUUGCUACUCCCAUCAAUGCUUCCGAAACAAAGUUUCUGGAUAUUGUGCUUGGUCCUUUCAAGGAUCUCAUUGAGCGCGCCACCAAGUCAUACUUAUGGCUAUUCUGUUGCAGCGCUAUCGUCAAUAACUCCGAAAGCUUUGCGAACUUGAAGACCUCAGUACUGAAUCACACAUUUCCUCGUAUGCUGGGCCACUCCUACAAUUUGGGUUGGCACUCCAACAUCUUCUUGUUCACGAAGAAUUCCGACUCAUUGGAUGUUUUACCUUCCUGUUCAAUGCCCAAAAUGUGGGUUGACUCAUGGACUUCGGUGAACCAGAACAAGGUGUAUUACUUUGAAUGCAAGAAUCGCAUGUGCAAGCAGUCCUUCAAGUUCUGCCAACCAGAGAACUUCACCAGAGUUAUUACCUAUGCUAUGUCUUCAGACUGGACUUGUAGCUUCAGAACUAUCCUCGUCAGUUAUAAAUCUGACUUCUUGGCUGUAAAAGAUUCAAAGUCAGGACAGUCUCGUGUGAUCAAGAAAGUUCAUAAGGCCAUAGUUGCAGCUCACAAGGAACAAGGUGAAAAAGUACCUUUGCCAAGUUCUUUCAAGAAGGCACUUAAAAAAUACUAUGCGGACCAAAUUGAUGAUGGAGAAUCUGAUGGGGAAGGAGCUGCAAAGGAAAGGGAGAUCAGUGCCUGUCCAAAGGAGGCUUCAUUCUACAAGAAAAAGCUGACAGACUGGGAUAUGACCCAGAAAUUGUUUAAACAUGAAAUCAAUGAAUUUGACAAGGCAGAGCAAGCCAGGAAAGGUGUGAAUGAUCCCAUCAAGUUUCGCACUGGUCAUGCACGAGAAUGGUUCAACAAAAUGUCACCCACACAGAAGAAAGAAGUCGAGUAUGCACGAGAGAAGUGGAACAAGGAGGGGGCACCUGAAGAAAGCCAGGCCAUUUACUGCAAGAAUAACCUCAAGAAAGUGCUUGAAGAGUUUUCUGAGCAACUUCAUUACCAGACAUUAAGCGUCGCCUUACAUGAAUUUCUUCCUCAGAAUGCCAAAAAAAGUUUCUUGGUCAGCUCAGACAGCAUCAAAGAGUGGGCUUCAACUGGCUUUGAGUUUUUUGCAGAGUGGGCAAAGACCAAGUAUUACCCAACAGCUAAUUUAGACUACAAGGAAGAGGAUGAACAUGAGCUACCUAAAGUUGUGUUAGACAAUGAAGGCUAUGCGCUACUUCCUUCUCGUCAGGAAGUCACACUCAAAAAUCAACAAGAACUCAUAAGAAUGAUUUUUCAUACUGCAUACACUAUAUGCACGGUCAAUCAGUGUAUAUUUAUAGAAGUUUUCACUGGCAGCACUAACUUGGUCUUCUGUGACCCCUCUCACAUGAGAGCAAAGGAUAUUGAUAUCCUCUGGAGUUAUUGGGAGAGGCGGAGUACCACACAGAAGAGACUUGUCACUUUUAUCAAGGCAAGGUCAUGUGACAUGAGGAUUGAUCUGCCACACAGUCCAAGGGAUGGAGCUAGUACCAAGAAGGAUAAAGCUUAUGCUGAGGUUACCUCAGAAGAUGAUGAACAACAUAGUUCAGCUAAUUUGGAUACUACAUUGGCUGCAGCAUCACCAGUGGAGGUGCUAUGUAGUGACUGUUUUGCAUUUUUGGAUGCCCUCAGCACUGAUAGGUCUUACCUUGAGCUGGUAGACGCAGUCAAGGAUCUGGCUAUUAUGAUGGAAAAUCUUCAAUUGCUACAGGAGGAGCUGGAGUUACCUAACUGGGUUAAUUGGUCUUGGAAAGACUCUUAUCUUCUGGAGUCUGUGCACGAGUCACAGGACAUGGUGAUGGCUAGCUUGGAGCUGAUGAGAAAAGCCCCAAUUCAGUCUGUGUACUCAGCUGCCCUAGUGGUCUUAGGCCUUGGAAUGAUUUUGAGGGACUGUAAGCGUGUCAUAGAGUAUGAAGAAGAUGAGGCCCCCCCUGGUACCCCCUCCUACUUGGCCAGUUCAAACUUGGACCUUCAAUGUAUCAUUAAGGUGGAUGAUGCAAUCAGUCAUAUGGUAUGUAAGGUGGUAGGUCUUAUUGAGGUGGCAAUGAAGGCCGCUUCAGGUCACUCCGAUAAUGGUGAUCAGGAGGAGGAGAUGGAGGGAGCUGAUGGUGAGGAGGAUAAGACAAACGAGAGAGAGAAGAGUAUAGAGCAGGACCAGGAAGGUGAGCAAGAGUUGGUGAGGGGAGAUAUGGAUGUGCAGAUGGAGGAGGUGGGGAAUGCCUAUGACGAGGAACAGGAGGAGGGCAUGGAGAAAGGAAAGAAAAGGAUGAAAUCUCAGACUUCAGCUAGGAAGAGCAAGAAGGCAAGGUCAGAAGAUGAACCUAUUCAAUGA
This is a messenger RNA of Suillus subaureus, 2766 nucleotides long. RefSeq lists its product as uncharacterized. Lineage: Eukaryota; Fungi; Basidiomycota; Agaricomycetes; Boletales; Suillaceae. The record is from RefSeq and is a predicted model, not a curated record. The transcript is spliced from 17 exons. The coding region runs from base 1 to 2766 and encodes 921 amino acids.